AUGGAAUCCUUCAAAAUGGUUUGGUUUGGAAAUAAAUAUAUACAAAAAAAUAAAAAAUUAACAUCUAAUUAUUUAUUUAUACCUAGGUUGUGGAAUCACUAUUUAGAGUUUUAUUUAAUGCUAAUUAUAUUAUAUACACUGAAUUCACUCGCACAUUGUUUUGUUAUUUCUAAUAUCACUAAAACAGUCCCGUUUUACAAGUGCAAUAGUAGACUAAAUGUUUUAUUAGAUGAAGAUGAAGGUAACGAGUUUUUUAACCAUGAGGAAGUCAUUGAGGAAAAACAGCCUAAAAGUAGAAAAAACAAACUCAAUUAUACACAAAAACUCAAUAUCAGCAGACCAAUAAAUAAGAAUGUCAAAACGAGAUACAAAUUACAACAAUUCCCAAAAAAACAAGGAGUCACCAAGGACGGAUCCUACAAGUUCUGCUCAAAUUUACGAAUCUGUGGAGGCGCAAUUCGAGGAAGGAAGCUUUGUAUUCCUCCAAUAUACGUCAGACCAGUUAUGUCCAGGGUUAAAGUAAGCGUAUUCAACUACUUGAACAGUCUAAACAUGUUCUCAAUAGAUAAAGAAACAAAUGUGAUUGACCUGUACUGUGGAACUGGCUCCUUGGGAUUAGAAUCGUUGUCCUACGGCUCUUCAAAGUGUACUUUUGUUGAUAUUUCCCUAAAAUGCCUUAAAGCCGUGAGUUUGAAUUCACAAAAGUGCGGCUAUCAAGAUAAAUGCCGUAUUAUAAGAUGUGAUUCCAUGGAGUUGAUAAGCAGCCCGCACUUGUACAAUAUUAACGAGAAGUUUGAUUUAAUGUUUGUGUCGCCGCCGUAUGAAGAAGUGGUUUACUCUGAAAUACUUGAGACCGUUAAUGAAAGGUUGUUUGGUAUAAAGAAUAAAAAAUACGGGAGAACAGUUAUCGCAAUCUACGUUCAUGACCCUUCAAGUAAUAAACAGCCCCUAAUAGAAAAGGGUUUGGAGAUGUUUUUAAAGGAUGUAAAGAAGAAGAAAGUAACUGUUGAAGAUAAUGUAUUUGUAAUAUAUAAUACGUGA
Theileria annulata is the source of this 1041-nucleotide messenger RNA. RefSeq lists its product as uncharacterized. Gene Ontology annotation, molecular function: methyltransferase activity. The record is from RefSeq and is a predicted model, not a curated record. The coding region runs from base 1 to 1041 and encodes 346 amino acids. Gene Ontology annotation, biological process: rRNA methylation. The transcript is spliced from 8 exons. Lineage: Eukaryota; Apicomplexa; Aconoidasida; Piroplasmida; Theileriidae.